Emiliania huxleyi CCMP1516 is the source of this 1448-nucleotide messenger RNA. RefSeq lists its product as hypothetical. The transcript has 4 exons. The coding region runs from base 1 to 1296 and encodes 431 amino acids. Lineage: Eukaryota; Haptophyta; Isochrysidales; Noelaerhabdaceae. The record is from RefSeq and is a predicted model, not a curated record.
AUGCCGAUCGACCUCGACUCCUGGUGCUCGUACUCGACUGAGAAGCAGAUUGUCGUGCGGCACCGCUGGGCCGGCAUUCUCUACUACUCGUGCUGCCUCUUCGUCCUGAUCUACGUCGUCGCCGUGCAGAUCAUCGCCAACCAGGGCUUCACGGCGUUCCAGGCCCUGAGUGGCACCGUCAAGGGCAGCUUCUUACCGCCCGCCUCGCUCUCGCCGGUCGAUUCGCUGCACUACUGCAACCAGUCCGCCAAACGGAGAGGCGCCGCGCAGCCGUGCGUGUCUUGGGACGCUUCGCUCACGACGCAGACCUACUCCAACGCGCUCCUCGUGGGCACGCGCGUCACGCGGCGGCUGCAGCGCCGCAACGCGUCGUGCGGCGAGCUACAGUAUGGCUGUGCCCCAUGGGCCCAGGCGCCCGACGAUGUGGUCUCUGCCUACGUCGGCGAUGUCGAGAGCGGGACUGUGCUCGUGCAACACUCCGUCUCGUCGCAGUCGGCGCUCUCUCUCUUGCCGGGCGGGCGCGACGCGCUCGACUCCUUCGGCCCUCGCAAGCCGGCCACGCUCACCGGCGCCGACGGCACGACCGUCGCGACAGUUCCGUGCGACGGCCAGAGGAGCGAGCACGACCCCCGGUGCGGCAAAGGGAGGGGCGACCUCUUCACACUCGGGCAGCUGCUCGCUGCGGCAGGCGUCGACCUCGACGCGCCGAGCCUCUCCUCCGUCGGCGAGACGAAGCGCAGCGCCGGAGUCACACUCAUCCUCUCCGUCGACUACCGCGCCAACCUCCUCACCAGGAGCGCGGACUACUCCUACCUCGUCAACGCCUCUCGGCUCGAGGCAAAGGCGACCUUCUUCGGCUCCUUCGCCUCCACCUUCGGCGCCGUCCCCAACGCGACCCGCGAGGUCUUCUCGCUGCACGGCGUCCAGCUCAUCUUCGAGCAGAGCGGCGGGCUCACCUCCUUCGAUUUCUUCACCCUCCUCCUCACCUUCGUCUCGGGCCUCGCCCUCGUCUCCAUCUCGAAGAGCAUCACAAACACCUUCCUUCUCUACCUCGCGCCCCGCCGCAACGAGUACCGCCUCUUCCUGCGCUCUCAGACACCGGACUUCGCGCCCGCCAACCAGGCCGAGCGGCGCGCACUCGCCGACCUCGUCGCCUCCAAGCGGCGUAAGCGCGCCAUCUGUGACGGCCAGCCGGCCGCCCCGGAGCAGUCCACCGAGCAGACCCUCGUUUCGCCGCUGGCGCCGCUCUCCGAGGAGCCGACCGCACCUCUCCGCGCGGGGAGCCGCGCAGAGUAGCGUCCAGCGAGCGCCUGGAUGGCGAACGUACGCGCGCUAGUACCGUGUAAUUGUACGUCAUGUUAUGCGAUGUGUGUGUCAUCUGUGUCGAUAUAGUCGUAAUAGACUAUUAUAGUGUGAUUGUGCACCCUUGGAGGUACACCUGUAGCAUC